This is a messenger RNA of Photinus pyralis (common eastern firefly), 801 nucleotides long. Its product is annotated as protein Malvolio-like. NCBI's taxonomy places the organism in Eukaryota, Metazoa, Arthropoda, Insecta, Coleoptera, Lampyridae. Gene Ontology annotation, biological process: response to manganese ion; metal ion transport; manganese ion homeostasis. The record is from RefSeq and is a predicted model, not a curated record. The transcript has 4 exons. The coding region runs from base 191 to 730 and encodes 179 amino acids. Gene Ontology annotation, molecular function: cadmium ion transmembrane transporter activity; iron ion transmembrane transporter activity; manganese ion transmembrane transporter activity. Gene Ontology annotation, cellular component: apical plasma membrane.
CAAUUAAAAUUCCAUGCGUUCUCAACUAACGCCAUAAGUUAAGCGGGUACCAAUCAUAUCUUUCCAGGAUGACGAUCACUAUGUCGACGCCGACAUCUACAAGGGUGGCAUUUUCUUGGGCUGCACCUUCGGAAUUGCCGCCCUCUACAUAUGGGCCGUGGGCAUUCUGGCGUCCGGACAAAGUUCGACGAUGACAGGCACCUACGCCGGCCAGUUCGCGAUGGAGGGUUUCCUGAACCUGCACUGGGUCCGUUGGAAGCGCGUCCUGCUGACUCGAAGUAUCGCCAUCGUUCCGACUUUCUGCCUCGCGUUCUUCAGCACGAUUCAGAACUUGACGUCUUUUAACGAUAUUCUAAACGUGGUCAUGAGCGUGCAGCUGCCCUUCGCGCUGAUCCCCACAAUUGCGUUUACGAGCAACGUGGAAAUUAUGGGCGAGUUUGUCAAUGGAAUCGGGAAUAUCCUCAUGGCCAUUCUCACUAGUUUGGGUAUCGUAGGACUUAAUACCUACUUCGUUUUGGCGACAAUUGCUGGAUUAGAUAUGACUUGGUACUAUUGGCUGCUGUUUGCAGUCGUGGCCGUGGUGUACACACUAUUUUGUAUCUACCUCACUGUGCACAUGGUGAUAUUUAUGGGAGCGAAGAGGUUAAUGAAUUAUCCGAUAAUCAAUAAAUACGUUUGGGGACCAAGCAUUGAUGCACAAGGAAUGCCAUGGACUCUACUACGUUCCUAACAGCCAUUUUCCGAUGACUAUUAGUAUUAGUACACAUAUUUGUAUUUUUUGGUAUUAAACUUCGAGAAAAC